This is a messenger RNA of Vigna radiata var. radiata (mung bean), 2287 nucleotides long. Its product is annotated as ankyrin repeat-containing protein At5g02620. Gene Ontology annotation, cellular component: plasma membrane. NCBI's taxonomy places the organism in Eukaryota, Viridiplantae, Streptophyta, Magnoliopsida, Fabales, Fabaceae. The transcript is spliced from 5 exons. Bases 531 to 2177 code for a protein of 548 amino acids. Gene Ontology annotation, molecular function: protein phosphatase 1 binding; protein phosphatase regulator activity. The record is from RefSeq and is a predicted model, not a curated record.
GGGGACAUGGCAAUGCAUGAUUGAUUUUGUAUAUUUUCGGGAUUGGCAGAGGUGAGGGAAUCAGUUUGGGUAGGCCGUUUCUGAAAAGGAGAGGCAGAAGCCAUUGGGCAUCAAGGAAGGAGAGAUUCAUCUUCUUUGGAGAGAAAAAACCUGUAUCAAGAGAGGAGGAGGAAAUUAUCACCAGAGGAAAAUCCAACGACAACUUCAGCACCCAGGGUGUCCAACCAAAGCUACCCUCAAAUUUCAAUGAUUUCUAUCAAGCCCAACACAACCAGGUGAUCAGUGCUGUGAUUCUGGAGGCUUGCAGGAGGGUAGAAAGUUUCUGAUGUUUUGAGUUUUGUUUUUGAGUACUGAUUUGGAUGAUCCUCUGCUUUGAGUUGCUUCAAGGAUAGAGAAUUGUUUGGGAUGAAAGAUGCUAGUGUUGAUCUGGGUUUUUGCUGGAAGGAAGAAAAGAAGGUUCUGAAUUCUGAUAGAUAGUGGUUGGAGUCAAACUGAGAGAUUAAUUAGGGUGGUGUGUGAAUCCAAAUCCAAUGGAGUCACCAAUUGUGCAGCCGCAAGCUGUAUCAGCAAGCACGCCAAGGAAAAAAAUGACAAAACAAUUGACGGGUAAAAGGGAUGAUACCCCUUUGCAUUCUGCAGCCAGAGCAGGGAAUCUGAGCGUUCUGAAAGACACAGUUAGUUGCACUGAAGGGGCUGAACUGCGUGCGUUGUUGACAAAGCAGAACCAUGCUGGAGAAACGGUGCUUUAUGUAGCUGCUGAAUAUGGUUAUGUUGAUAUGGUUAGGGAAAUGAUUCAAUAUUACGAUCUUGCUGGUGCUGGAACUAAGGCAAGGAAUGGUUUUGAUGCACUCCACAUUGCUGCUAAACAAGGCGAUUUAGAUAUUGUGAAGAUCCUAAUGGAGGCUCAUUCUGAGUUGUCAAUGACAGUGGAUCCAUCCAACACCACAGCCCUGCACACUGCUGCAUUACAAGGGCACAUUGAGAUUGUAAAAUUUCUAUUGGAAGCAGGUAGUAGUCUGGCAACUAUUGCUAGAAGUAAUGGAAAAACAGCUUUACAUUCUGCAGCAAGAAAUGGACAUGUAGAGGUUGUGAAAGCACUUAUGGAGAAGGAGCCGGCAGUUGCAACGCGAACUGAUAAGAAGGGACAGACAGCACUUCACAUGGCAGUGAAGGGACAGAAUCUUGAGGUGGUGGAGGAGUUGAUAAAAGCUGAUCCCUCAACAAUAAACAUGGUUGAUAACAAGGGUAACACGCCACUGCAUAUAGCAACCAGGAAGGGCAGAGCUCAGAUUGUUAAGUUGCUUGUAGGACAGACAGAAACAGAUUCCUUGGCUGUUAACAAGUCUGGCGAAACUGCACUAGACACUGCUGAAAAAGCUGGGAACUCUGAAGUUAAAGACAUUCUACUGGAACACGGUGUUCGAAGUGCCAAAGCCUUAAAGACUCAGCCAGCAACAACCACAGCCCGUGAGUUGAAACAAACUGUGAGUGACAUAAAACAUGAAGUCCACUACCAGUUGGAACACACCCGCCAAACCAGAAGAGGUGUUCAAGGCAUUGCCAAACGUAUCAACAAAAUGCAUGCCGAAGGACUCAACAAUGCAAUAAACUCCACCACUGUGGUUGCAGUCCUCAUUGCCACAGUUGCCUUUGCAGCUAUUUUCACAGUCCCUGGCCAAUUUGCUGAUGAUCCAAAAGACAUUCCUCCAGGUUCGGGGAUGACCAUUGGUGAAGCAAACAUAGCCCCACAAGCUGCAUUUCUCAUUUUCUUUGUCUUUGAUUCCAUUGCCCUCUUCAUUUCUCUGGCUGUGGUGGUGGUGCAGACCUCGGUUGUGAUCAUAGAAAGCAAGGCAAAGAAGCAGAUGAUGGCCAUCAUUAACAAGCUAAUGUGGUUGGCUUGUGUGCUAAUUUCUGUGGCCUUCUUAGCACUGUCAUUUGUAGUGGUAGGGAAGGAUCAGAAAUGGCUUGCAAUUGGAGUCACUAUCAUAGGGACAACUAUAAUGGCCACAACUUUGGGCACCAUGUGUUACUGGGUUAUUAGGCAUCGCAUUGAGGCCUCAAAUCUAAGGAGCAUUCGGAAAUCUUCAAUGGGAAGCAGGUCAAGGUCUUUUUCAGUAUCAGUUAUGUCAGAUUCUGAGCUAUUAAACAAUGACCGCAAGAUACUUUAUGCCAUAUAGAAUCACUAAUAAAGCUUUGCUUGCUCUUUUCAUUUUCUCUCUUCUUUUCUGUGCCUCAUGGAUUUUUAUCCAACUACAGUGAUUAUCACACACUUCCCUGAUUAUCUACA